CCAGAAACGCACGGACGAACGCGCUUGCUCCGUAGCUCUAAAAAUAAUGUACUCGAAUACAUUACGUAUAGCGAUAUUACUGAUAAUACCAUUUAAUGUUAUUUCACUAAAUAUUCUAAGCAUAUUACCGUACCAUGGAAAGAGUCAUUUUUUUGUAUUUAAAGUGUAUUUACAAGAAUUAGCCAAACGAGGCCACAAUGUAACAGUGAUAUCACACUUUCCACAAGAUGACCCGCCGAAGAAUUAUCAUGACAUAAGUUUAGCGGGAAGUAUCGAUGCUAUUGAAGAUAAUUUACCGUUUCAUAGAUCAUUCUUUAGUAUUCUGGAAGUUGGUAUAUAUUUAACGAACUCAGGAAAAGUGAAUUGUGAUAUAAUGCUAGCUAAUAAAGAUGUACAAAAACUUGUUAAAGAUAAACCAAAGUUUGACGUUAUUGUUGUGGAACAGUUUAACAGUGAUUGUGCUUUGGGUAUAGCUUAUAAGCUACAAGCGCCCGUCGUUGGUAUAAUGUCGCACAUUUUAAUGCCAUGGCAUUACAACAGAUUCGGUAUUCCGAACAACCCAUCGUUCGUUCCCUUCCACUUUCUGGAAGGGGGAACGAAACCUACGCUAUUACAAAAAAUUCAAAUAACUAUUUUAGAUGUUUAUUUUAAAACAAUGUUUUAUAUAUUUAGUCAGAGAAAUAAUCAGCAAACACUUGCGCAAUAUUACGACGACAUACCUCCCUUAGAAGAUUUGGCUAGAGAAAUUAAAUUUUUACUUAUAUAUCACAAUUUUAUUUUAACUGGUUCAAGACUAUUCCCAGCUAAUGUCAUUGAAGUGGGUGGCUACCAUGUAAAGGAAACAAAACCCUUAACCGGAGAUUUGCUGAAAUUCAUCGAAGAAGCAGAACAUGGUGUAGUAUACAUUAGUUUUGGCUCUGUCGUCAGAAGCUCUACAAUGCCAGAAGAUAAGGUCAAAGCUGUUUUAGAAGCAAUCGCAGAACUCCCACAGAGAUUUAUAUGGAAAUGGGAAAAUGAAAAUAUGUUAUUGAACAAAAAUAAACUUUAUCUUUCAAACUGGUUGCCACAGGUGGAUAUAUUAGGACAUCCCAAAACUUUAGCAUUCCUAUCACAUGCUGGGAUGGGCAGUACGACAGAAGCAAUACAUUUUGGAGUGCCAAUGGUAGCAAUGCCUGUGAUUGGUGAUCAGCCAGCUAAUGCCGCUGCUAUCGAAGAAAGUGGACUUGGAGUACAGCUACAGAUCAAAGACUUAACGAAAGAUAAUCUAGUCACUGCCUUUAAAAAGGUUUUAGAUCCGACGUUCCGAAAAAAUGCAAAAUUAUUAUCAAAGGCAUGGCAUGACCGCCCCAUGCCUCCUCUGGAUACAGCAAUUUACUGGACAGAAUUCGCUGCCCGUUAUCCUAACAUGACAUUUAGGACUGCUGCCGCUGAUAUACCUUGUUAUCAAUACUAUAAUUUAGACGUCAUUGGCAUUUUUGCUAUGGCAUUACUAUUAACAAUAUAUAUGUUAAAAUGUAUUGUGUUCGCGCUAUGUAGCAAAAACAGAAAAACAAAUAGCACAAACCAAGAACAUCCUAGCAAGAACAAAAACAAGAAAAGAUCUAAGCGUGAAUGAUCUUCUAAAGAAAUAACUAAUUAUUUAUAUAUGAUAUAUGAAGAAAUUACGAAGCCAAAAUAAGAUGAUGAAAUAGGAUUUAUCAUUAAUUAAGAAGUACGUAUUAGCAAAAUAUGUGACUUUAAAAAAGCCUAAUGAAACUUAAUUCAAUGGAUGCUGUAUUUUUUUACCUCGUAUAAAUUAUUUUUGGUAUGUAAUAAAGUAACAAAUAAUUA
Molecule: messenger RNA, 1830 nt
Organism: Nymphalis io (European peacock)
Lineage: Eukaryota; Metazoa; Arthropoda; Insecta; Lepidoptera; Nymphalidae
Product: UDP-glucosyltransferase 2-like
Exons: 4
Coding region: 47-1615 (522 amino acids)
Molecular function (GO): UDP-glycosyltransferase activity
Source: RefSeq, a predicted model, not a curated record